Molecule: messenger RNA, 6472 nt
Organism: Phytomonas sp. EM1
Lineage: Eukaryota; Euglenozoa; Kinetoplastea; Trypanosomatida; Trypanosomatidae
Source: the annotation of a GenBank genome assembly
GUGGGUCAACUAUAGAUAGCAAGAUGGCUAUUGAUACAUGUAAGCGUCAUGGGGGCAUAAGCGGCGCGUAAGCGUCUUCAUAGGCAAGGCUUGCUAGGUCCUAUACAUUCAUCUGCUUUUAGAUCUGUGGUUUGUUUUGAUCACAUGUAAUAGAGUGAGGAAACAGAAAUUUGUGAGUAAGUUUCUAGCGCUUAACUCUACCUUUGUUUUAAAAAAAUAUUCUCUGUUUCUUGAGGUCGAAUAUUUACAGCAAGUAUUUCCUGAGGAGCACUUUGGUAAUGCUGAGUUUUAUGUUGUACCUCCUGUCAGCGCACAUUAUGAGAGCUAGCUUGAACAGUAUCCUUUUCAUGCAUCGUUUUGUAUUCCCUUCAUGAUCUAUAACUUCGUGUCCUUUUGGUCGGCCCAUUCGACGGCUUGAAGCUGGUAUGCGAUCUGGAUGAGGUAGGUGCGUUGCGUUUUACUAUUUUAAGUAAGAUAUGCAGGAUUGAAUAGGGAAUCGUCCCAGAGGAUUCAUUUCUAGUCCAUAUUGCUGUUAUUUAGAAGCCUCUUCAUAUGCUUUCUGAUAGUGUGUAUUUUGCUUAGGCAUUGACAAUCCUCCAAGGUAAAAUGGAGAAAGAACGUAGAGGUAUUCAGUUUUGAGUGUAAGUGAAAAGAAAUCUCAUCGCUUUCUUGAGUGGAUACGAUAUUUUUCGCUUCUUUCAGCUUUGAAUCGGUCAAUGGGUUGCAGUGAUUGAUAUGGUGAUCUUUUUGUUUGCGUCACAGCAACCCGUGCUUGUUCAAAACAGGAAAAUAUCCUUUAAUCUGAAGUAAAUGGAGUGUGACUUUUUCAAGGUGCUUAUCCAUUACCGUUCCUCAAUUCUUGUCUCUGAAGAUGCCAAGCAAGAUCUAUGCGCAGCCUUUGAGUUGUUGUAAUAGGGUAAUUUAGUCAUUUUUUUUUUUCGAAAAGGAUAAAAUAGCAUAUAUUGAUCUAGCUUUUUAUUACUAAUAUAUGGCCAUAUCGGAAUGCUCUAAACGGGAGAAAAGGCGGCAGAAGUUUGGAAUUGACUGCAAUGACCUCCUGGUGUGGAAGAUUUGGGAGCCUGAACAGCAGUACACACGGCAGGUGAUUCUCAAGAAUAUUGAAAGGGACGCACAGACUAUCAGCUUCAAGUUGCCUGCACACAGAAAUACGUUCCUUACACCCUUUCCGGAGUCUGUCACUCUGAGGAGUGGUGUGUCGUUCACCUUAGAUGUAACCUUCUGUCCUCUCGAAGUAGUGGAGAUUCACGAUAGUAUUGAAGUCACAGUGGAGGGCAAAGGAUCCUUUAAUAUCAAGUUAGAGGGUCGCAUACCCUAUGCAAAACUACGUUGCACACCUAGAAGACAUGAUUUUAAACUCUGCCCUGUUGGAUUUUCCACAAGGGAGCGUAUGUCCAUGACUAAUAUAGGUACGGUCCCUCUAGAGUUCGUAUGGGACCUGCCAGCACCCUUUGCAGUCACUCCGCAGCGUGGCUUCCUGAAGCCCAACGAACCACUCGAGGCUUUUGUAGUUUUCACACCACUGGAUGCUCGACCUGUCUUUGCGCAGGGUGUUUGCCGCCUAGCCAGUAUUGAUGAGGCCUUAGCUGUCAUUGAACUCUCAGGUGUGGGCAAGUACCCACAUAUUUCUUUCGCUAAAGGGUUCGGUGAUGUCAAGCGUCAGGGCAAAGCGAAAAUGUUCCCGGAUGCAGCUCAAUUUUCUCAGGUUAGUCACACACAUGUAUGCGUGGACUUUGGUGCUGUAGCUACCGGUAGCACACAAAGUUACGAAUUAGUACUGGAGAAUCCCUCACUUGUGGCGGCCCACGUCCGAGUGCGGCGUGAGGACGACAACGUUGACUGCCCUUUCCAGCUCAGUUUGCCCAAUGCCGAAGCUCCAUUGAUUUCCUCUCCGUCGUCCCUAUUUCCCUUGCAGUCGCCAGGGGAAUCCUUAACGGACUUUGAAAUCCCGCGGAAUGUAAAGCAGAGUCUGAUUAUAACUUACAAAGCUAAAGGGAGCGCAGCGUGCCGCCACACCAAUGUGUUCGAGCUUCGCGCCGUGGCUGGAAACGUGCUUCAUGUGAGUGCAACUGGCAUGAUUAGUACUUCCCACGUGUGUGCCUCAACGAGUUAUUUGAAUUUUGGGGAUGUCAAUUUGGAAAAGUUGUCGACUCGCGACGAACGCACCUGCGCUGGUGUAGUCCAGCUCAAAAACAAAGGUAGGUUCCCUACGUAUUUUCAGAUUCAUGGUGUUACCCCCGGUGGGGCCUUUUCGGUUGAACCGAGCUGUGGCGCGAUCGAGUCCCGAAAGAGCGUCUAUGUGAAGGUACAUUUCCAUCCAACAGAGCCGAGGAAUUACCUUCGUAGAUUGUUUAUUUUUGUACAGAACAUGUUGUCAGGCACCCUUUUUGUGGAUCUUUUUGGCUCUGCCUACAAUGUUGUCAAUCGUCCACCGCCCUUUGGACUGCAGGAGGUUGAGACUUUCUUUACUUACAUGAAGCACGGCCUGGGGUUCUACACACCGCGGGAACUGGAUAUGCUGGAGAGGGCCGCCUUAGGGGAAUUAGAGAACAAUUCUUCCGACUCAAGGGCCAACUCCAACGAUGCAUUAAGCUCAUUUGAACGCAUACAAAUAAUGUGGCGAUUGACCAAGGACAAGGAAAGUUUUAAAAAUGGUGACGCUGCAGUUUCGAGACGGCGUGCCGGGUCUAUGACGAUUGACUCCAUGCUUCGUCUCCUUAAUCACACAUUGCCCUGCCCUUUUUCUUUGGAAUCAAAAUCAAUUCUUGCGUUUGAAUUUAGUGAAAAACCUCAGAGCCAGACAGUCAUCGUGCGCAACGACUCGCCCGAAGCGGCCAUCGCCACCUGGGUUGUCCACAAGGAUUCCAUGUUUGUUGUGUCUCCAACGCAACAGGAGAUACCUGCUGGUGAGCAAUACACUUUUCAGGUGGUACCAAGUUUGGAUAGGGGCAGUAACGAUCAAUCUGGGAUCUCGUCCAUGACGUUGUCACGACGAGAGUUAGGGUGUGCACAGGUUUUAGAAUGCUACGUGUCCUACGCACAAAUGCGAUCCUUCCGAAACGUAGACAAGCACACAUUCAUUCCACCACAUUGCUUCUAUGUGCCUUGCCUUCUUAGGUGCCACCCCAGUGUCGUGCCACAACUCUUGAAGGAUGAAAACAUUGUGCAUGUAAGUAGUACGAUUACGACGUUCACUGCCACUCGCGUUGGUGGCACAACGUACCAGAUUAUUUCCCUGCUGAAUCUUACUGACGCAUUCAUUUCGUACGAGAUCUCCAGCGCCUCAUUGCACCGGGUAAGUGAAAAACUGAGGGAAGGUGCUGUUUCCAUGUUCAUUUCUGACGAGGGCACCAUCCUGCCAAAGGCUAGAAUUGCGUCCUCCGAUGGACAGUCUAUACCAAAGUCUGCCGCGGUCUUUGCGUGUAGCCCAUCUACAGGAUGGGUAGGACCUCAGAAGCGUGUUCUGAUUGUUUACUGCUUUCAUCCAACAAGCUACGCCCAGUUUGAGGCGGAGGCUACACUUAAUGCGUUUUGUGGGCGACAAAUGCAGUCCAUAAAGCUGCGUCUGUUGGGCGAGUCGGACGUGCCCCGCCUCGUCGUCACGGGGGCGUCCAUGGGUAUUGAAGGUAGGCAAUUCUACUUGAAACCCACCUGCGUGACUGGCGAGUCCCAUCAUGUGCUUCAGUUGCAUAACCCAACUUCCCUUCGUAUUGCUUACCUCUUAAUACCCUCUCCUGAUCUCAUGGGCGUCCUGCGCUUCGAACCGUCGGAGGGAAUCCUAAGCGGGGGGGAGCGCUCUCGUUUGACAAUAUUCUUUAAACCUGAAGCGGUUUCGAGUUACAAGGGGAGUGUAACACUCCUCUUGCGUGAUACCGACGGUAUAGGCCAUGAAGACGCUCCUCCGCUUCUUGAUGCGACACAAUCUGAGGCGAUUUGUGGACACUCAAUCACAUGGCAGGUGAAUGGUGAGGGUGUCUAUGGAAAACUAGAGGUUGAGCCCACUGUUAUGACCCUUGAGCGAGGCGAACUGAACAGUUCUGAGGAACAGACCACUGCAAAUCUCACACUUUACAACAGCGGCAGGUGCGAAUUGGCAUACGAGGUACGUGUCUGGAUUGUCUCUGAUCCAGCUGCGUUGGGGGAAGAGUCCCCUAAUCCGGUGCUUUUCAACCACACCGGCACCCUUCCCGCGCGGGCUCAUUGCACUGUCCUUGUGACGCCGUGCCCUUCUGUUAGUGGCGGUGUUGGUGAGUACAUUCUAUACGCAAUGAUAGCUGGUACGGCUGACUUUAGCUCCAUACGCAGCCCCGAGACGCUAGAGGAGGUUCUGGAGCAUCCACACUGUAAAUUGAUGGUCCUUUCCAGGCGCCCUGCGGUGCAGGUAGUGGACGUCCGUUCGCUUACGCAGCCGCGAUCAUCCCUCUGGCGACGUCUGUCUAUUAACGAGCUUAACACUCAACUCGCUGCACCUGUACAUGCAAGCGAUGCAGACCCAUCAUUUCACGCCUUUCAUCAAUACAUUAGCGGCCUCAUGCCUAUUGCGAUGAAUAUUGCAGUGGGUAACCAGCACGCGCCAUCGGCCCGCAUUUCGCUAGUACUGGAGAAUACUGGGGAUUGCGAAGCCACAUUCACGGUGUGGUUGCCGACAGAGGCGGAUGUGAACCAAGAGACGUGGUUUGUUGAACAGGAGGAUCUCAGUGACAUCCAACAUAUAAUAGAUGCCUCUCUCAUCGACAUCAGGCCGCGCUGUGGCACCAUUGGUAUAGGUGACAUUGCCGUUAUGACCAUAACCUACCGAUUUUGCGAGAUUGGUACGCAUGUCCUCCCGGCGAUGUUGAGACUUAGCGACGGGAAAAGGGCCUUGAUAUUGCUUGAGGGGCGCACUAUGCCGACUGGUAUGAGCUGCCUGGUGUUUCAUCACAAAUCAUCUGUCUACCAUCUGCAACCUGUGAUGCUGGGAGACAUGGAGCCGCCGAUGCAAUCUAUCAUGGUGGAGAACCCCCUUGAUCGUGAGGUGACUUACACUGUUGACAUUGAUUCCAUUUUGGCUAUCGCUGAACGGAACUACAACUUCCCUAUUCUACAAUGCGUCGCCCCAAUAGGCACUCUCGCACCGUGCUCUCUCGCGUCCGUGCCAUGGUAUUUUAGGCCUCUUGAAGCUAUUGAAUACACCAUGGAUGUACCCAUUUACACCGAUGCAGGCGAAAGUUACACCCUCACGCUGAUCGGCCGCGGUUACCACCCUCAUACAACCCCUGUUAGGGAGAUUCGGCAGUGGAUUGACAACUCCUUUUUUUUCGUACUUUCCACGGCUGCCAGGGGUGCCCAAUCGCGCCCCCUAUCUUUAUAUGAGGCACCAGUGUCUCUUUCCACUGAGGUAAUGACCUUCGGUGCAGUACCCUUCUAUGCACUCUACCGCCGCUGCUGUACACUGACGAAUCACCACCCCACAGACGUUUACUCUUUCAAAUGGAGUCCUUCUCACACCAACGGCGACCACACUCUCUUUAUCAACCCGAAGGAGGGAGUUAUUCCACCCAACGGCGGAACUGUCAUGUGCCGGAUUGCCUUCAACACUGGGAGUGUAAGCCAACAGCUAGUGUGGCCCAUUCUGUGUAUGGUUACCAACAAAACAGUGAUAGACGCAGAGAUACAGAACAGGGCCUCCGAAGACGCUGCUGUAUCGUCGAGGACUCCAAUCGACGGAGAGGAAUGCAUAGCUGCAGACGGUCUUGGGGUUUUCGCAUGUGGCGCAGCCACCACACAGGCAACCAGAGACGGACCUCAGCGUAGCACGUUCCUUCAGAAAAAAGCACGAAUGGCGUCUCCCCGUCCGCCUGUGAUGAAUAUCCCGCCAGAAUCCCUGAGCCUGAACGCACUGUCCAGAAUGGUAGCGGAAACCAGACGCCAAUACGAGGACAACCUGCUCGACCUUGACGAUAACUCGCAACGGACCGUGAUGUAUGGCACACUGGAGCUGUUUCUGCAGGCACGUAUUAUGCCAGUGGACUACUGGGAAUUACUGUACGAACAGAAAGCCAAGUCGAAGGUCUAUCAGCCGUCGAUGCACCUCUACACAGAUCCCCAACCAAUAGACAGUUUUAGACCUGCCACCAUGGAGGAGGUCCAGGUAACUCGCAACGUCAUGGAUGAGAUAAUACAUAUGAUAGUCGCUCAGCCUCAGACUCAGUCAGCCUUUACACAACCCCGUUUUGCCGAGGAGCCGGUCUAUUAUAGGGACUUGGUGGCGAAGCAAUCUGAGUUGACUCAGCUUCCCAUCAUGGACUCCUCGUAUGGAACUGAGGAGGUAAUCGAUGACAAGGCUAAUCAGGGCAAACAAGCAUCACAGGUGGAGGAAAAGAUCCCGCCAAGCGGGUUGCUGAAGUGCACGCUGGAGGUAGCAUUGGAUGAAAUGAUACUGGAUAUAGCCACGAGUGUGUUAGAGCAAAUAUGA